CCAGAUAAUACAUUUUUUUUUCACAAAAGCAAAAACCAUGGAACCUGACUAUCUUAUCACUGCUGCGCAUCUUGUCGGGUUAGUUCUUGGAGACCAAACUCUUGAGGUACGCUUGAGCGCGAUCAAUGAUAUCAGAGCAGUUGAAGAUCACUUUCCCAGUUAUUAUGGUCCUGCGGAUCUUACCAAAAUGCUGAUAAAAAUGGAGCGCUAUCAAAAGGCACCUAAAUCGAUCAGAAACAAAAAACUUGUCGUCCUGGGGGAAUCUUAUGGCCCAGUCUUCGAGGAGUAUAUGAUAUCCCUCCCACACCACUUCAAGCACAGCGCUCUGAGGCAGAUAUGUGCUAUAAUACAUAGGAUUUGCUCGGUUCAUGAAUAUCACCGCAUAGAGCAAUAUAUAAUAAUUACAAAUUUACUAGGAAUUUUAUAAAAAUUAAACUCUAUUUUUGUAAAUAUUGUUAAAAAAUAAGAUAAAAUUUAAAUAUUGUAAAUGAUAAAGUGUACUGUAUGAACAAAUGAUAAAUGUAUAUAUUUGAUUAUAUUAUCAACAUGUAAGCUAAAUCAUUAUUUGUAUGUGCAUCAUUUCUAAAAUUUCGUUAACAUUUGUUUCAAUGAGUAAUCAGUAAUAAGAGUAGUAAUUUGUAACUAUACGACCUUUUAAAAUUACGCGGAGUGUUAAUUUCUCACUCCUCAGUGUUUUCACAAAAUACUAAUAGUUCGACAUCCCGUGCAAAGAAGUUAAGAUCAUCUGAAGAAAAUUUUUGUAUUUUUUUUUUCAAAUAUUUAUAACUCAAUCAAAUAUUUAUGGGUGAUAAAUAUUCAGGAUGCAGUAAUUUUAAAUAAAAAAAAAAUUAAUUUUUAUUUAUGCCAACGAUGUUGGUCAUCUUCAGGGCUGAAGUGUUUUAAAAAUAGAAUCAGAGAUAUAAUAAAUAAUAUUAUACCACCGAUAAAGGUAAAUAAUAAACUAUAGGGAUUGAUGGUACAUGAAUCUUGACUAAUAUUGCAAUACACAUAUUAAAAAUGAAAUAUGUAAAUAGUUACACAAACUAA
Molecule: messenger RNA, 1047 nt
Organism: Nezara viridula (southern green stink bug)
Lineage: Eukaryota; Metazoa; Arthropoda; Insecta; Hemiptera; Pentatomidae
Source: the annotation of a GenBank genome assembly